GCCAUCUUGGAGGCGGAGGAGGCUGCUCUGGGCGCCAGCUCUGGACCGGGGGCAGCCUGGGCGUUCUGCUGGCAUCGCCGCUCUGCCCCUGAGCCUUCUCUCGCUUCCCGGUUGGUGCCCCCACCCGCCUCUGGCCGCCCCUGCCCCAGCCGCGCCGUCUGGACCCCAGUAUAUGACAAAACAAAAUGAUGGAAGAGAGUGGAAUAGAGACAACGCCACCUGGAACUCCUCCACCAACUGCUGCAGGAACAGUAAUAACAACAUCUACUACUCCUGUACCUCUAGCUUCUUCGAUGUCAUUUUCUUCUACUAAUACACCUUCAAUGCAGUCCUUACCACCACAAACAUUCUCUACACCUGUGCCAUUACUUGCUUCCAUGAAGAGUUCAGCUUCUUUGCCUUUUGUACCAUCUUCACCAGUUUCUGCUAUCUCACCUUCUGUUUCUGCUGCCCCACUUCCUGUUUCUUCAGUUGUCCCACCUCCCAUUUCCCCAUCAACUGCUACAGCUUUCAGUAGUAAUGCUCCUCCCCAGUUUCCAUAUUUUCCUUCAAGCACUGCUUCGAGCACUGUUAUUUCACCUCCUCCUACGGGUCCUCCUAUAUCAGGAUUUUCUGUUGAUUCAGUCUAUGACAUCACAAGGGGUCAUGCAGGAAGAACUCCCCAAACACCUUUGAUGCCAUCAUUUUCUGCACCUGCUGUUACAGGUAUGUUGCCACCUCCUAUUUCUCAACAAGCCAGUUUGACACCUAUGCCACAGGGAACUGGAAGUGGUUCAGCUAUAACUUUCCCAGAGGAACAUGAAGACCCUAGACUGACUAGGGUUCAGAAUGAAUCAUCUGCUGGUGGUAUCUGGGGGUUUAUUAAGGGUGUAGCUGGAAAUCCUAUGGUGAAAUCAGUGCUUGAUAAAACUAAACACUCAGUAGAAAGCAUGAUUACUACGCUGGACCCAGGCAUGGCUCCGUAUAUCAAAUCUGCAGGCGAACUAGAUAUUGUGGUAACCUCAAAUAAAGAGGUGAAAAUUGCUGCUGUCCGAGAUGCCUUCCAGGAAGUCUUUGGUUUAGCUGUAGUUACGGGAGAAGCUGGCCAGUCCAACAUUGCACCACAACCAGUAGGCUAUGCAGCUGGAUUAAAAGGGGCCCAAGAGCGUAUAGACAACUUACGUCGAACUGGUGUGAUUCAUGAAAAACAACCUGCUGUGUCUGUAGAAAACUUCAUUGCUGAAUUGCUACCUGACAAGUGGUUUGACAUUGGCUGUUUGAUAGUUGACGAUCCUGUCCAUGGUAUUCACCUAGAAACAUUUACACAAGCUACACCAGUGCCUUUGGAAUAUGUACAACAGGCUCAAAAUCUCACUCCCCAGGACUAUAAUUUAAAGUGGUCAGGCCUUUUGGUAACUGUGGGUGAAGUGCUUGAGAAGAACUUGGUACAUGUCAGCCGGACUGAUUGGCAUGUUGCUUUCACUGGCAUGUCUCGACGACAAAUGAUCUACAGUGCUGCCAAAGCUAUAGCAGGCAUGUAUAAACAACACUUGCCACCCAGGACCACUUGAGAGAAGAUUGUCUGGGAUACAGAGACUUUUUCUAUAGCUCAAUAUCAAAGAAGAGAUCCUGUCUUCUGAUUGAACAGUUUCAAUGACUUCUGCAGGUUUUCUAAUUUACCAAGUAGAAAAAGAACAAAUGUAAUUUUAUUAUAUAAUUAACUUCAAAUAUCAUAGUUCUCAGAAAUGAGCAUCUACAGCAUUUAUAACAGUUUGAUAGCACUAAAUUUGUAAAAGAAUUUGUUUGCUGAGACAUUUAAUGUACUUGUUUAAAUUGGGUGUUUUUUUUUUAAAGAGGGUAUAGCCAGUUGAUAAAUAGUGCUAUAAAGUCCCUCCCCACUCUAAAUCUAAGCUUACUAUUAUCCGUAGUGUUGCUUAUUUCUCAUUUCACUUCAGAAUGAAACCUUUUCCCCAUAGCUUUUAAAAAUCUGAUUUGCAUAUAAUCUCAGGACUGAUGCUCAAUGGCUCCUCAUUAGACUACCAUAAGAUCCAUGAAAAUGGCAUUUUCAUGAACGUUUGAUAAAAUAUCAGGUGGUUUUUGUGCUGAUAGUGAUUCCCAUAGCCAUGUGCUACAUAGCUAUGACAUAUCAUAAAUUGUCCCUUGAACAUCAAGGUGCUGUUUUUUAUUUUUCAGUCUUUGUUUUCUUAGUAUCUGAAAACAGUGGCUUCCCUGUCAUUCAGAAACGUGUCUGGAAUCAUCUUGCACAGCACUAUAGGGGACCGUUCUGUUCCUUCCUGUGCAAAUAUAUGGCAAUCAUUUUUGUGCUCUCUUUCUUUGCUUCCACUUCCUUACACCUUCCAUUCUACAAUAAAGUAUUUAAUGAUCAGGGAAUAUUUUACUGUUAGAGGAUGGGUGUUUGUGUUUUUAAAAGUAAUUACAGUACUUUUUGGUUUUUCUAUAAAACACUACCUUUUCAGCUCAUGCCAUUCUGCCUUUACUUUUUUAGACACUUUCAGAAGAUCCUUUUUAUACUAUAUGCAAUUUGUUAGUUCAUUAUAUUUGUACACGGUGAUAAUUUAUCCUUUUCCCAAAUAAUCUAUUUUGCUGACAUUGGCCAACAAUAAACAAAAAUUAAAUAAAUGAAUUUUUAUGAUAA
This is a messenger RNA of Dromiciops gliroides (monito del monte), 2635 nucleotides long. It is a transcript of the gene PRRC1, whose product is annotated as proline rich coiled-coil 1. Bases 186 to 1550 code for a protein of 454 amino acids. Gene Ontology annotation, cellular component: cytoplasm. The transcript is spliced from 9 exons. The record is from RefSeq and is a predicted model, not a curated record. Lineage: Eukaryota; Metazoa; Chordata; Mammalia; Microbiotheria; Microbiotheriidae. Gene Ontology annotation, biological process: activation of protein kinase A activity. Gene Ontology annotation, molecular function: protein kinase A regulatory subunit binding.